AUGGGAGGAGGGGAGAGUGCUGGGGCGAGCAAGGAGAUCGGUCCGCGGCGCCUGCCUGCUGGCGGUGUUGACAGGGCUAGACAAACCGACGAGACAAACGCCACCCUUCCGAACCUGUCACUCAAAAGACCGCCCGACGAUAUCGAAACAUGCGUCAUAUGCCUCGAGCCGCUCACGGGGCCAUGCAAACUGAUACCCUGCGCACACUACCACUACCACCUUAUCUGCAUCGAGGCGUGGCUGUCCUCCGCGCCCGGAUGCCCGAUUUGCAAGGCCAAGGUCUCGAAAGUCCUCCACGGCCGGCAACUCGAAAAGACAAAAGACUAUACCGUGAAGACCGUCUCUCGACCCUUGUCGUUUUCGACAUCCACGGGCUCUCUGUUCGGACCUCCGGUCAAUACGCCCCGUCCCGCAGCCGCGGGCAAUCUAUUUGGGGAUGUCGCGUUUGACCAUCGUGUGCGGCGACACUGGACCGACAUCCCCUGGCUCACCGAGCCGUUUGGUCUCUCCUUCAGGCGCGAAGUCUACCGACGGCUGCGUUACUCAAAGCACGUGGGAUCGAAUCCUCACUCCGGCUACCGCGAGCUGUCCCAGCGCGACUUCCAGGACCGGGCCGUCCUCGAGCGCGCGCGGAUGUUUUUGCGGCGAGAACUACGCGUCUUCGGCUGGCUGACGACGCCCGAGGCGGACACGAUAGAGAUGCUCAACGGCGAGACGCAGGACUUUUUCGAGCGCCGCAAGAGAGUCAUCACGGUGGAGAGCAUGAUGGGCCACAUCCUGCGCCUGCUGCAGCACUUUGAGAUCCGCGGCAGCGACGGCGGACUCGAGGACGUGGUGGCGCGCCACCUGGGCCGCGAGAACACGCAGCUCCUGCUGCACGAGCUGCACGCCUUUCUACGCAGCCCGUACGAGAGGCUCGAGGACUGGGACCGGGCCGUCCAAUAUCACCCCCUGCCGGCGAGCCUCCCCGAAAUACCUGAGCGGCAGCCCCGCCAGAAUUCUUUCACGAGCGAGCGAUAUUCGCAGCGCUACAGGAAUAGACAAGAUCGGAUUCGACCGGCCAGGACGCCUGCGAGAGUGCCGGCUUGGCAUGGCGGGCGCCGGCAGCACAGCCCUGGCCCACAGGUUGUGAGCCCGUGGAAACGAUGA
Purpureocillium takamizusanense is the source of this 1149-nucleotide messenger RNA. Its product is annotated as RING-type E3 ubiquitin transferase. Bases 1 to 1149 code for a protein of 382 amino acids. The transcript has a single exon. The record is from RefSeq and is a predicted model, not a curated record. Lineage: Eukaryota; Fungi; Ascomycota; Sordariomycetes; Hypocreales; Ophiocordycipitaceae. Gene Ontology annotation, molecular function: ubiquitin protein ligase activity. Gene Ontology annotation, biological process: protein polyubiquitination; protein monoubiquitination.